Molecule: messenger RNA, 582 nt
Organism: Rhizophagus irregularis DAOM 181602=DAOM 197198
Lineage: Eukaryota; Fungi; Glomeromycota; Glomeromycetes; Glomerales; Glomeraceae
Source: RefSeq, a predicted model, not a curated record
AUGAUGUUGUGGCCACGUGGGGAUCCUAAAAAUUUAUCAAACAUGAAAAAAGGGGAAGAUUGGCUCAGAUGGUUUGUAAAGGAUGGAGUCGUAUACGAAUAUAUUAGGAGACCUCUUCGUAUGAAAUUUCCAGAUUUAUUUACUCCCGCAACAAAAAAAGGUAACUCUAUAAAAAGCAAGAAAUUACAGAGGUCCAAAGAGCGGGUUAUUUUUUUCCUUCGGUCCUUCGGUCCUUCGCUCAUAGUUCAGAAAAGCGAACUAAUCUUAGCAUAUUAUAACUUAGAGAAGCAUCUUGACCACUAUAAGAAAACCGAGGAGGAACACGAGGCUCAGAAGAGGGUCAACGAUGAAGUCAGAGGCCAGCUCCCAAAAGAAGUCACCAAGUAUACAAUCCGGAAGAAAACAGAAGGCGCCCGAAAGGUUUAUGAUCUGUUUUUUCGUAUUAGCGAUGAUAAAAUAGGGCGGGUGGUUAAUAUCCGGCAAAUAAAAACCUUUUCAGCAUCAUCUAUCGCAAAAUUAAGUUGGGAUGACAUCUUAUAUGUCGCAACACAGGUUAAGAAGAAUAAUAGAGUUAGUGCAUAA